AUGAAUAUUUCUGAAAAUGAUAUGUAUUAGUUAAUACUAGCAAUUAACAAACGAUCAAUGUUUAAAACUCAAUUUGACAUUGAGUUUAUUCACACUAAAUUAUAAGACUAACCAUUUUUUAGGAAUAUGCAUCGACAGAUUGGAGAUACUUAAUACUAUAAAAUCUUAAAAGAACUUCAAUAUGAAUGUCAUCUACCAUAUGAGCCAUAGGUUUAGAUAGGAAAUUAAAGCACUAAACUUUAUUUUAUACUUGUUGGUAAAUUUCUAAUCCUCACUCGAAAUCACUUAUCAUAAAUUUAAUUGCCAUCUGAAAUGUAAUCUAAUUUAGUAUAUCAAGUUAAAAGAAAAUAGAUGUAUAAUACUCUUAACUCCAUCCAUUAGGUUAUUUAUAUCCAGGUUAAUAUUUUGGAGAAUAAGUUAUGCUGUUUGAUUAAUCUCAUACAUAAACUGUUUUACCUUUAGAAAAAUCACAUCUAAUUGUCUUAAAAAGAGAGACAUAUAGAAGAAUUAUUGGUAUAUUAUUGUUUGCUAUUUAAAUUAGAAUAAGAAACUAAAAAAUAAGAAUCAGAACGAUUUGCUAACUUAUGCUAAAUUCCACUCUUUUAGAAAUGGAGUGCUAAAACUAUUAGAUAAUUAAUUUCUGAAAUUUAAGAAUUAAAUUUUACUCCUAAUUAAAUUAUUUAUCAAUAAGGAGAUCCUGUAGAUUCUGUUUAUGUUAUAAUAGAUGGAUAAAUUUAAUUAUAUAGGACAUACAAUAGAAACUCAUUACCUUUAAUUAUUGUGGGAUCUAAAGAAUGCUUUGGAGAAGAUGAAAUACUAACAUAAUUUCGAUCUCAUUCAGCUAAAUCAUUAACCAGCGUUAAACUUUAUAGAAUAUUAAAAAAUAAAUUUUUAGAUAAUAUCCCUUAAGAUUAUACAAGUAAAUAUUUCAAAAAAGAUUCACAUCAUAAAUUGAGUAUUUAUUAAAAUGAAGAUUAAUUUAGAAUAUAUAGAUCAGAAUCUUUAAAGAAUAUAAAUUCACCUGCUAAAAUAAUGUAAAGAAUUUUGACAAGAAAUAAGGAAAAGAAUAAAACACACUAAUCUAUUUCUUUCUAAAAAAUAAAUGAACUAAUUAAGAAAGAUUUUAGAUAAUCUAAUACUCCUACAACUAUUCUUCAAAAAUCUAAUAGUGUACAUGAGCAUACUCGAAUUCAUGCAAAUGGAAAAUUCGAUAAAACAAACUAUUUACUUAGAAAUAUUAAAAUGAGAUCUACUAGCUUAAGCGUAUGGAAAAAACCUAAAUGA
This is a messenger RNA of Paramecium sonneborni, 1284 nucleotides long. The record is from the annotation of a GenBank genome assembly. Lineage: Eukaryota; Ciliophora; Oligohymenophorea; Peniculida; Parameciidae.